This is a messenger RNA of Gavialis gangeticus (Gharial), 1232 nucleotides long. RefSeq names its product phosphatidylinositol glycan anchor biosynthesis class P (gene PIGP). Gene Ontology annotation, biological process: GPI anchor biosynthetic process. The record is from RefSeq and is a predicted model, not a curated record. Lineage: Eukaryota; Metazoa; Chordata; Crocodylia; Gavialidae. Gene Ontology annotation, molecular function: phosphatidylinositol N-acetylglucosaminyltransferase activity. Bases 67 to 459 code for a protein of 130 amino acids. The transcript is spliced from 4 exons.
UCAGUGGGCUGGCUCUGUCCCGAGGUGGUGACGUUACUCGCCCGCGCGGAGGCGGGCCGAGCCGCCAUGGUGGAGAACUCGCCGUCGCCGCUGCCCGAGCGCGCGCUGUACGGCUUCGUGCUCUUCCUCGCCGCCCAGUUCGGCUUCAUGCUAUACCUUAUUUGGGCAUAUGUUCCUGAAUCCUGGUUAUUCUCAUUGGGACUAACAUACUGGCCUCAAAAGUACUGGGCCGUUGCUUUGCCGGUAUACCUCCUCGUUACUAUAGGAAUUGCUUAUGUUCUACUUUUUGGUAUUAACAUGAUGAGCACUGCUCCACUCAACUCAACACAUACCAUUACAGAUAACUAUGCAAAAAAUCAGCAACAGAAGAAAUAUCAAGAAGAAGCAAUUCCUGCGUUGAGGGAUAUUCCCAUCAGCGAAGUAAACAGAAUGUUUUUCCUUGAAAACAGAAGUAAUUAAGCCAAAAUGUAUUUAUUUAUUUUUAAUAAAGUAUAACCACAAUUAUUUUUGAAAAUGUUUGUAACUGGUCUGAAUUAGGAGAGAGACUCUUUCAGAAACUAGUAUAUUCUUUUCUCCUCCAAAUAAUAUUUAAAAAAAUACUAAGCUUUUACAGAAAGUGUGUACAUCAUCGCUGAAUGCAGCAAUUUUUUCAGUAUAGUCUCUUUCUCCAUCAGUGGCCUUUUACUGUUUGUGAGCAUGGGUAUGUACCCUGACAUUGUAAAAAUCCUGCAGUUGAUGUGCAGCCACUGUCACAGAGCCUUCAUAAUUGCUGUAACCCUUAUAAUCUGACUUAAUUGUUCAGUCUGUACAGAGGAUGGGGCUGCACAGUCUUUUCAAACAAUGAGAUUAUAUUUUUGGCACACAAGCUGCUACAUAGGUGAAUAUUAUCACACAGAAACAACACUUCAGAGAUUUCUGUAUUGGGACCAGCUCUUUGCAUACGAGGUUUCAGUUUCUUUAGGAUCUUUAUCUCAGUUUUCUGUAGAGCACUUAGGAACAAAGCCAAUAAGAACACCUUCCAUGUCCUUGGACAAAAUUAGGCAGCAUUAUUUUCUGACUGACUCUCAUACGGUGCAGGCAUUCAAGUCCUUGUUCACGCCUUUUGGCUUCAUAAUAGCUCAUCUCAUAGUACUACUGCUAAAGCCCUAGCAAUUUUCCAUGUCAAGUAUGUAUUUACUGAUUAAAACCUGUAAGAAAGAAAAUAUUUUGAAAUCGAACCUUGAUGUCUGGAA